Molecule: messenger RNA, 6264 nt
Organism: Coffea eugenioides
Lineage: Eukaryota; Viridiplantae; Streptophyta; Magnoliopsida; Gentianales; Rubiaceae
Product: DNA-directed RNA polymerase II subunit 1
Exons: 14
Coding region: 199-5751 (1850 amino acids)
Biological process (GO): transcription by RNA polymerase II
Cellular component (GO): RNA polymerase II, core complex
Molecular function (GO): DNA binding
Source: RefSeq, a predicted model, not a curated record
GGGUCUCCUUCCUCCCGAGUGAGAAGAAGGGAGCGAUCGCUUCAGAUCUCAACUGAGGAAAGACUGGUAAUAACAGAAAAAAGGGAAGAAGGACAAAUUAAAUUUUAAUCCAAUUAAUGAAAAGCCGCCGUAACGUUUUAGCUGACAAUUCUUGUGUGGUUUGAGAAACCCUAAAAUUGGGUCUCGGUGCCUGCUACCAUGGAUGUACGAUUCCCGUACUCUCCGGCGGAGGUGGCCAAGGUCCGGGUGGUCCAGUUCGGCAUCCUCAGCCCCGAUGAAAUUAGACAAAUGUCAGUGGUGCAUAUAGAGCACAGCGAGACGACAGAGAGGGGAAAGCCGAAGAUAGGGGGUUUGAGUGACCCCCGGCUGGGGACAAUUGAUCGGAAGAUGAAAUGUGAAACUUGUAUGGCUAGUAUGGCGGAAUGCCCCGGUCAUUUUGGUCAUCUUGAGCUAGCAAAGCCUAUGUUUCACAUUGGUUUUAUAAAGACAGUGCUCAGUAUUAUGCGUUGCGUAUGCUUUAACUGCUCCAAAAUACUAGCAGAUGAGGAGGAUCCCAAGUUCAAGCAGGCACUCAGGAUAAGAAAUCCUAAGAAUAGACUUAAGAAGAUAUUGGAUGCCUGCAAAAACAAAAGUAAAUGCGAAGGAGGUGAUGAAAUUGAUGUUCAAGGUCAAGAUUCUGAAGAACCAGUUAAGAAGACACGGGGUGGUUGUGGUGCUCAGCAGCCAAAACUUACUAUUGAUGGAAUGAAAAUGGUUGCUGAAUACAAGGUUCAGAAAAAGAAAAAUGAUGAUCAAGAGCAGUUGCCUGAACCUGUUGAGCGAAAGCAACAGCUUUCUGCGGAAAAGGUUCUUAGUAUUCUGAAAAGGAUAAGUGAUGAAGAUUGCCAGUUACUAGGAUUCAACCCCAAAUAUGCUCGUCCAGACUGGAUGAUUCUUCAAGUUCUUCCUAUACCACCACCUCCUGUUAGACCUUCUGUAAUGAUGGACACUUCUUCAAGGAGUGAGGAUGAUCUGACUCAUCAGCUAGCUAUGGUCAUAAGGCACAAUGAGAAUCUUAAGAGGCAAGAGAGAAAUGGGGCACCUGCUCACAUAAUCUCAGAAUUUGCACAGUUAUUGCAGUUCCAUAUAGCUACAUACUUUGAUAAUGAACUGCCUGGACAGCCAAGAGCUACACAAAGAUCUGGUAGACCAAUUAAAUCAAUAUGUAGCAGAUUGAAAGCGAAGGAAGGUCGGAUUAGAGGCAACUUGAUGGGUAAAAGAGUGGACUUUUCUGCUCGGACUGUGAUUACACCUGACCCAACAAUCAAUAUUGAUCAACUGGGAGUGCCUUGGAGCAUUGCUCUCAAUCUGACAUAUCCAGAAACUGUUACUCCUUACAACAUUGAAAGGUUGAAAGAGCUUGUUGAAUAUGGCCCGCAUCCACCACCAGGAAAAACUGGUGCCAAGUACAUAAUCAGAGAUGAUGGUCAGAGGCUUGAUCUUCGUUAUUUGAAAAAAAGCAGUGAUCAGCAUCUGGAACUUGGAUAUAAGGUGGAGCGGCACUUAAAUGAUGGGGAUUUUGUACUUUUCAAUAGGCAACCUAGUCUGCACAAAAUGUCUAUAAUGGGGCAUAGGAUCAAGAUCAUGCCAUAUUCAACAUUUCGUUUAAAUUUGUCGGUUACUUCACCAUACAAUGCUGAUUUUGAUGGGGAUGAGAUGAAUAUGCAUGUUCCGCAGUCAUUUGAAACUAGAGCAGAAGUUCUGGAACUUAUGAUGGUCCCUAAAUGCAUCGUUUCACCCCAAUCAAAUCGGCCAGUAAUGGGCAUUGUCCAGGAUACACUUUUGGGAUGCCGCAAGAUAACUAAAAGAGAUACAUUUAUUGAGAAGGAUGUCUUUAUGAACAUUUUGAUGUGGUGGGAGGAUUUUGAUGGGAAGAUACCUGCUCCAGCAAUCUUGAAACCAAGGCCUCUUUGGACAGGAAAGCAAGUUUUCAAUCUUAUUAUUCCAAAACAAAUUAAUCUCCAGAGAAAUGCGGCAUGGCAUCAAGAUGAUGAACCUGGGCCUAUAACUCCGGGAGACACUCAAGUUCGUAUUGAGAAAGGGGAGUUGCUUACCGGUACCCUUUGCAAGAAGGCACUUGGAACUUCCACUGGAAGUCUUAUUCAUGUUAUUUGGGAGGAGGUUGGUCCAGAUGCAGCUCGCAAGUUUCUUGGACAUACACAGUGGCUUGUCAAUUAUUGGCUUUUGCAGAAUGGUUUUAGCAUUGGAAUUGGAGAUACUAUUGCUGAUGCUCAAACUAUGGAAAAAAUCAAUGAUACUAUUUCAAAUGCGAAGAAUGAUGUGAAAGAACUUAUCAGGAAAGCUCAAGAAAAGGCACUGGAGGCUGAACCUGGACGAACUAUGAUGGAUUCAUUUGAAAACAAAGUGAACCAGGUGCUGAAUAAGGCUCGUGAUGAUGCUGGAAGCAGUGCCCAAAAGAGCUUAUCAGAGAGUAACAAUCUAAAGGCAAUGGUUACUGCAGGAUCGAAGGGAAGUUUCAUCAAUAUAUCUCAGAUGACUGCUUGUGUGGGGCAGCAGAAUGUGGAAGGUAAACGAAUUCCUUUUGGAUUCAUUGACAGGACGCUGCCUCAUUUUACUAAAGAUGAUUUUGGUCCGGAAAGUCGUGGUUUUGUGGAGAAUUCAUAUCUGCGUGGGUUGACCCCCCAAGAGUUCUUCUUUCAUGCAAUGGGUGGUAGGGAAGGUCUGAUAGAUACGGCCGUUAAAACUUCUGAGACUGGUUACAUCCAAAGACGAUUGGUGAAGGCCAUGGAGGAUAUCAUGGUUAAAUAUGAUGGAACUGUCAGGAAUUCCCUGGGGGAUGUUAUUCAGUUUCUUUAUGGGGAAGAUGGCAUGGAUUCUGUGUGGAUUGAAUCACAGAAACUGGAAUCCUUAAAAGUCAAGAAAGGUGAAUUUGAUAGCAUGUACAAAUAUGAGAUUGAUGAUCCGAAUUGGAACCCUGAUUACAUGUUACCGGAAGCUGUGGAAGAUCUAAAGACCAUCCGGGAAAUCCGGAGUGUUUUUGAAGCAGAGUUUCAGAAACUUGAAGCUGAUAGGUUGCAACUAGGGACAGAGAUUGCAACCACAGGUGAUAACACCUGGCCUUUGCCUGUAAACAUUAGGAGACUUGUCUCAAAUGCACAGAAGACCUUUAAGAUAGAUUUCCGAAGGCCUUCAGAUAUGCAUCCCAUGGAGAUUGUUGAAGCAGUAGAUAAGCUACAGGAGAGGCUUAAGGUUGUUCAUGGUGAUGAUUAUCUUAGUGCUGAAGCUCAAAAGAAUGCUACCCUUUUCUUCAAUAUAUUGCUUCGGAGUGCCUUGGCGAGUAAAAGAGUAUUGAAUGACUACAGGCUUACUCGUGAAGCUUUUGAUUGGGUAAUUGGUGAGAUAGAGUCGCGUUUCCUACAGUCACUUGUCGCUCCUGGAGAAAUGAUUGGUUGUGUUGCUGCACAAUCCAUUGGUGAGCCUGCCACUCAGAUGACUCUUAAUACAUUCCAUUAUGCUGGUGUGAGUGCCAAGAAUGUUACCCUUGGUGUUCCUAGGUUGAGGGAGAUCAUUAAUGUGGCUAAGAAGAUAAAAACACCGUCUCUCUCUAUAUACCUGAAGCAUAAGGCAAGUGAAACAAAGGAGAAGGCAAAAAAUGUCCAAUGUGCUUUAGAAUACACCACCUUGCGUAGUGUUACACAGGCCACGGAAGUAUGGUACGAUCCAGAUCCAAUGAGCACCAUAAUCCCUGAAGACGUUGAAUUUGUGAAGUCUUAUUAUGAAAUGCCAGAUGAAGACAUCGAUCCUGAUAAAAUUUCUCCCUGGUUGCUGAGAAUAGAGUUGAAUCGGGAAAUGAUGGUAGACAAGAAGCUGAGUAUGGCAGACAUCGCGGAGAAGAUCAACCUUGAGUUUGAUAGUGAUCUGACUUGUAUAUUCAAUGAUGACAACGCUGAUAAGCUAAUACUUCGUAUUCGGAUCAUGAAUGAUGAAGCACCCAAGGGGGAGCUGAAUGAUGAAUCUGCUGAGGAUGAUGUCUUCCUUAAAAAGAUUGAGAGCAACAUGCUAACCGAAAUGGCUCUUCGGGGUAUUCCUGAUAUUAACAAAGUUUUUAUCAAACAAGCUAAAGUAAACAAAUUUACUCAGGAGGAAGGAUUUAAGACAGACUCCAAUGAGUUUAUGUUGGACUCAGAAGGUGUUAAUCUUUUAGCCGUUAUGUGCCAUGAAGAUGUUGAUGCCAGCAGGACGACAAGUAAUCACUUGAUUGAAGUUAUUGAAAUUCUUGGAAUAGAGGCAGUACGUAAGGCAUUGCUGGACGAAUUGCGUGUUGUCAUAUCCUUUGAUGGGUCUUAUGUAAACUACCGGCACCUUGCAAUAUUGUGUGAUACCAUGACUUAUCGUGGUCAUUUGAUGGCAAUCACUCGUCAUGGGAUUAAUCGAAAUGAUACUGGGCCAUUGAUGAGGUGCUCUUUUGAAGAAACUGUUGAUAUACUUCUCGAUGCUGCUGUUUAUGCGGAAACAGAUUACCUCCGGGGGGUUACUGAAAAUAUAAUGUUGGGUCAGCUUGCACCCAUUGGCACAGGAGACUGUGCCUUGUACCUCAACGAGGAGAUGUUGAAACAGGCUAUUGAGAUUUCUCUUCCCAGUUACAUGGAGGGUAACCUAGAAUUUGGGAUGACACCUGGUCGUUCGCCUUUUGGUGGAACGCCCUACCACGAGGGGAUGAUGUCUCCAGGUUAUUUGACAAGUCCAAAUGCCCGGUUGUCACCUCAUGCAGAUGCUCAGUUCUCUCCUUUUGUGCAAUCGAUGGGAUUAACUUUCUCUCCACAAUCAUCUCCAGGUUAUAGCCCAUCAUCCCCUGGAUACAGCCCCUCAUCCCCUGGUUACAGCCCCACUUCUCCAGGUUACAGCCCUACAUCCCCUGGUUACAGCCCCACUUCCCCUGGUUAUAGUCCAACUUCUCCUACUUAUAGUCCCAGUUCUCCUGGAUAUAGCCCAACUAGUCCUGCUUAUUCUCCAACUAGUCCUUCAUACUCACCCACUUCUCCCAGCUACAGCCCCACAUCUCCCAGUUAUAGCCCAACAUCUCCAAGUUAUAGUCCUACUUCUCCCAGUUAUAGUCCGACCUCUCCGAGUUAUAGCCCGACCUCCCCAGCAUACAGCCCGACCUCCCCAGCAUACAGCCCGACCUCCCCAUCUUAUAGCCCCACAUCACCUUCUUACAGCCCUACCUCACCUUCUUAUAGCCCUACCUCACCUUCUUAUAGCCCAACCUCACCCUCUUACAGUCCAACCUCUCCAUCAUACAGUCCCACAUCACCUGCAUAUAGUCCAACUUCUCCGGGUUACAGCCCCACCUCCCCAAGUUAUAGCCCUACCUCACCGAGCUAUAGUCCCACGUCUCCUAGCUACAAUCCCUCGGCAAGGUACAGCCCUUCACUUGCAUACUCCCCAACUAGUCCGAAGCUGUCACCUUCAAGCCCAUACAGUCCUUCCUCUCCAAGUUACAGCCCAACAUCACCUUCGUAUUCUCCAACAUCCCCAUCAUAUUCCCCUUCGAGUCCAACUUAUAGCCCAAGCAGUCCACACAACUCUGGUGGAGAUCCAGAUUAUAGCCCAAGUUCUCCACCAUAUAGUCCAAGUGCUGGAUAUUCACCUACUGCACCUGGGUACUCUCCAUCAUCUACAAGCCAAUACACUUCGCGAACAACUGAGAGAGAUGACAAGAGCGUCAAGGAUGAUAGGGGUCGUCGCUGAGGUGGGAGGAGGGUGACUUAAGGGGCAGGAGGCUGAACCUCGUCAGUAGGUUGAGCUCUCAGACCGGACCAUGAUAUUUGUGGACUUUGAAUUGCUCUCUCUCUUAUGCUGGCCUUAUUGUUGUGAUUUGGUUUUGUAUUCGGCCUUCAUGGAGCAGGUUGAAGUGGGAACUUGUUGGUCAAUGGUUGAUAAUGACAUGCUGUACAAGACAUUGUAUUUAGUAGCACGAUAUUUUGCAUUAGGUUUGUCAAACAUUACGAGAUGCCUAUUCGGGCUUGUGUUGGCGUUUGAAGGAUUUCUUCGUUGUUAUUAUUUCGAUAGGUUUUUUUAUCAAAAUGUGCUGAGAUUUGUACGAAUAGUACUUUUUCACGUUAUGGUAGACUCCUAAAGGGACAUGUUAAUGCCUUGGGUAGGACAGAAUUGUAACUGAUGCUUUCAGCUGUCUCGAGGAUUCUCUUUUACGUUGGCUCGUGUUUUUUAGCUUAGUUGAGUCUGAGAGGAUGUGGUUGUCAA